CUUCCUGUUUUUACUUUCACUUUGACAUUGUCCACAUGAUUUUCUAAUUUUCCUACAUAAAUAAAGGCAGUUAUCAGGGGGAACACAAUUAUGGCUGCAGCUGUAGCUGUAAAGGAAGAACCGGCUGAAAUUUUGGAUCUUGAAAUCAGGAUUAUAGAAUUAUGUCAAGAACAGCCUGAUGGAAUAACAGAUGCUAUAAUUAUGAAAGAUUUACCAUUAUGUAGCCCACAACAGCGAGUUACUUGUAUAAAUAGACUUUUGUCCACAGGUAAAAUAGAUUUACUGAGAAGUGGUAACAAACUGAUCUACAAACUGAAGGAUCCUGAUGCUGCAAGCCAAGCCAAAGGAGGAGAUCAUCAAGAGAAAGUAGUUUAUCAAAUCAUUAAAGAAGCUAACAAUAAAGGAAUCUGGAUAAGAGAUAUAAGAUAUAAAUCCAACUUAUUACUGACUCAAGUCAACAAGAUAUUAAAGAAUUUGGAAAGUAAAAAAUUAAUUAAAGCAGUUAAAUCUGUAGCGGCCUCAAAGAAGAAAGUAUACAUGUUAUAUGACUUAGAACCUGCCCAGUCAGUCACUGGAGGAGCUUGGUAUAGUGAUCAAGAUUUUGAAUCAGAAUUUGUAGAAGUAUUGAAUCAACAAUGCUUCAAGUUUUUAGAGCAGAAAGCAGCCAUUGCACGAGAUACCAAAACAGACCCAAUUGCUCAAAGAAAUGCUUCAUUCACACCUUUACAUGAUGUGUGGAAGUUCAUAUCAGAGUUAGGGAUAAGUAAGGUUCAGUUAACCAAAGAAGACAUAGAAACAAUUCUGAAUACCUUGAUAUUUGAUGGGAAACUGGAAUGUACCAUUGUUGCAUCAGCAGGGGGUUCAGGGGAUGCUGGGAGAUCUAAGCUGUACAGAGCUAUAAAUCCACUUGUGGAGACUACAGGACUUAUGAGAAUGCCAUGUGGUUCAUGCCCUGUGUUUGACAAAUGCUAUGAAGGAGGAGCUGUGUCCCCAACAACAUGUAUUUAUAUGAAAGAAUGGCUGGAUAGCUGAUAAAAAUUUAGGAGGAAUUGUUGUGGUCCAUGGAAACACUGGUAUGCCAAUACUCUGGGCUCAUUAAAAUAUCAUUCAAAGCUGACAGUAAAUGUGAUCUGUAGAAUCAUAACUAUGUCAAGUUCUAGAUAUAGAUGAAAUCUAACAUGAAGUUAUUGGAAAAUUCAAUAUUGAGCAAUAUAUUGUAAUAGUAAUGAAAGAACUUUGUUAUUUGUACUUUAGACAGUAAUAUUGAUACAGUUUAAAUAACUUAUAGGCUGCUGUUAUUUAAAAAUUAUAUGAAAAUUGUGUGGUUAAACAUCAUAUGUAAAUAAAUUACUUACUGAAA
This is a messenger RNA of Mytilus californianus (California mussel), 1360 nucleotides long. Its product is annotated as DNA-directed RNA polymerase III subunit RPC6-like. Gene Ontology annotation, biological process: transcription by RNA polymerase III. Lineage: Eukaryota; Metazoa; Mollusca; Bivalvia; Mytilida; Mytilidae. The record is from RefSeq and is a predicted model, not a curated record. Bases 91 to 1032 code for a protein of 313 amino acids. The transcript is spliced from 9 exons. Gene Ontology annotation, cellular component: RNA polymerase III complex.